Symphalangus syndactylus (siamang) is the source of this 2974-nucleotide messenger RNA. RefSeq lists its product as uncharacterized. The record is from RefSeq and is a predicted model, not a curated record. NCBI's taxonomy places the organism in Eukaryota, Metazoa, Chordata, Mammalia, Primates, Hylobatidae.
AUGGAAAGACGACGCCGGCCUCACGCUUCACCGCCACGGCCGCUGCCGCCGCCUAGAGUAGCACUCGCCGACCCGAACAGUCACUGUCUCUCAUUCAGCGCCCGCAGCAGCCGCCGCCGCCGCCGCCGCCGCCGCUGCCGCUCGGGGGAGGAGAGUGAGCUGGAACCACCCCGUCCGCGCCAGGGGUGGGGGAAGAGAGCAGACCUGGCGGGGGCGCGCGCCAAGCGGGCGGGGCGGAGCCGCGCGCGCGCGCACCAACGGAGCGCGCUCGCGGGGGCCCUGAGAGCUGCAGCCGUCAGGGUCUUAACCUCGCGCUUCCCGCCCGCAGCUUUUCGGCCCCGCGGAGCCCAACUGCCGCCGGUAAUCGGUGCCCGCAGCGCGCGCAGCCAUCCGCAACCCCACUACCCGGCGCCUGCUGAAAGGAGGGGCUCUCACCGGCCAAACAACGGGGCGGGAAGGGGUGGGAGGAUGGACAGGUGGGGCGUCCGCCACCGCCUGGCCACCCGCUCCCGGCACGCGGCCCUCUGUGAAAUCCGCCGUGAUGUCUGUGGCCUUCAGUACCCGGCUGUUCACCUUUAAGGCCAGAGAACAAAGUCUGGAAGCACUUGGACCCUAAAUCAACUAUCCAGCCCAAGCCAGCGGUGUUUUUAGAAGUCACUGCGGACAAAUGAGGGGGCUCCAAAUGUGGAGGGUCACCCCACUGCCGUAGAUAAGGUCAUAAAUUAUGAUGAUCAGUAUCCUCACAUUAAGAUUCGGGAAGUGUUAGAAGUAGGCCUUUGUAGAUGUUACGCAGGGUACUACCCUUGACUUAAGGAGCAAAUGACAGAAAUUGGGCGGAAAGGUGUUUCAGAGAGUGUACUAAAUGGGUGGCCUACUUAAAACUAGCACCAUUUGAUGCAGUGUGACUGUUAACGGAAGGUUUAAAGUGAGCCGCCUUUGUAUUUGCUGUCAUUAGACCAUUUGGAAAUGGAUAAUAUGUGAUGAUCUGCAGUUCUUUCUCUAGGCAAUGUGCAGUAGAAUGUGGAAAGAAUACUAUGUACCAGCAUUACGUGUAAAACAUGAAAGGAACGAUAAUUCACUAUUCCCAUUUGGUUUCUUUCCUCCCUUUAAUAACCGCUAAACAGAACUGAUUAAUCUUGAACGUUGAAGAAUGCUAAUUAUUUCCUCCUUUGAUUGCCUUGUGUCAUAGCCCUUUUACUCCAGUUGGGGAAGCUAGAAUGCCCUUCAACCCCCUUCUCUCAAAUAGGGUUACUUCUUUAAAGCACCCCAACGCAAAGUUAAGUCAAAAACAAAAACAGCGAGGAUAGGCAACAAAGUUCAUAGUGUUUCAUUUUUAUUCCAUUUUACUUUCAAAGAAAGUCUUGAAUCAUGACGAAAUCACUAGAAGAAGUAGAGCAAUCAAAAGAAGAAAAAAGGCGUUUCCCCCCCAAUAUUUCAAAUGACAAGAGUCCAAAAAAGAAAAGAAAAAGGAAGGUGAUCGGUAAAAAGGAGGGAAGUGCAUUAUGUAUACAGAAAGUUUUCCCAUAGAUGUUAGUUGCUUCAAGUCCCAAAUAAACAACAACAAACUGAAUUAGCACUUGGAGGAAAAGCCCCUCCCAGUUAUUGAGUUGGGUAAAUGUUUAGUCUUUUUAAAGUGUUACUAAGAGAUUAAGGAAAAUGUCGUUGGCUAUAUGCCAACAAUAAUACAUACAACAUACAUACCAUUAUCACACAUAAUUAACUGCUCUUAAGAAAUAGGAAAACUGAGGAACGGAACUCUAUGUUGUGUUAAUGUCAUACAAUUACUUGAAACUUGAAUUAGGGUUUCAUAAAUAUAAAUGAGCCAGGGUCCCUACAUCUGCCAGUAAUUUUCGCAGCUUAUUGUAAAAGCAGUGAAGUUUUCACUUGGACUUUGAAAAGAAAAAACCAUAUGACUCAUGAGCAAGGCCAUGGAUACACUAAAUUCUUAUGCCUACUGAAUUUGGGUUUGAAUAAUUACCCCAAAUCUGUUUCUCACAUUGAUAACUUAUAAAACAAUACUUUUAUUAACCUUAAGAGUUGUGUUAAGUUCAAAUUUGUAAACUUGGUAAGAUUAAGAAUUUGUAUAUAGGCCAGGCGUGGUGGCUCACACCUGUAAUCCCAACACUUUGGGAGGCUGAGGCAGGCGGAUCACCUGAGGUCAGGAGUUCGAGACCAGCCUGACCAACAUGGUGAAGCUGGUCGCUACUAAAAAUACAAAAAAAUUAGCCGGGUGUGGUGGUGGGUGCCUGUAAUUCCAGCUACUCAGGAGGCUGAGGCAGGGGAAUCACUUGAACCCGGGAGGCAGAGGUUGCAGUGAGCCAAGAUCGCGCCACUGCACUCCAGCCUGGGCGACAGAGGGAGAUCCUAUCUCAAAAGAAAAAAAGAAUUUGUAUAUAAAAAUAUAGAAAAAAGUUUGUCCUCAAUAUCUUUUAUAAAAUAAGUGUCCCUUCCCAUUCAUUGAUAAAUGAAAGCAGUGGCUUUUUACACUAAAUUUUCUUUACCAGAGCACUUUUAUCACAAUUCUGUAUGUUGCUUUAUGGAUUCCAAUUGCUUUUGCCAAAAUACAAGAAAUAUGCAAAGUCUUAGUAUAACAAAAAGUACUAAUGUAUAAAAUAGAAAUGCCAUUAUAUGAAAUAGAAAUCAAUAAGAAUUCAAUAUGCUUAAAAGUCAUUUCAGAGGAAUCACCAUUAUGUAAUAGUUUUAUUACUAUCCAUCAAAAUUAUUUCCAAGGGGCAAGCCAAGGAACUAAUUUAGAUAUAGAACAAACAGUUCAAAGAGACCACCACUGCAGUAAACCAAUCAACAAGCAACACAAUCCAUUACAGCUGUCAAAACAAAAUCAAACUGGCAUGGUAAGAAAGCUUAUUUUUUCAGUAAUACCUAAUUCUAUUACAACCAAAAGAAUUUCAGUAAUAACAUAUACCUUUGUUAUUUCUCUAACCUUUAAUCUCUUUUUUCAAAUGUAUAUAGUGGC